AUUCGAUCGUACGGUUCAUAAUACUCGGUCUUGUUCUGCUAUUACCGGCAUUCAAUUGUUGUUGGUUUUCGUUUUUAAGACUCUGUGCUUGAAAAAAUGUGCGAUCGAUUGUCUUAUAAUUAAAACAGAUAUUGCUUUGAAGAUAAUAGGCAAAACGAUAUGGUUUUUAACGAUAUGAUCUGCAAAUAUUAGCUUACUUCUCCUGCUCCCCGCCUCGUCAACCCUAUAAAAUAACAAACAAAUAAAUGAGAUUGUACCACGAAAGCCCAUUUAGUGGGUCGAUCAUUCGCACAUCAAACACAGUUGAAUGAAUGCAAUUGAAAUUAAUACUUGAGUGUAGAAGCUACAACAACGACGCCACAUUUUAUUGAAAAAAAAGAAAAACAGUAAUCGAAAUCAUAAUAAAAAAGAUGUUUAAAUGAUUUAUGAUUGAAUUGAACAGAACUCAACGUCAGUCAGACAUACAGUUCGACACAUUUAGUUGCCUUUCUUCUACCUCUUUCUCUCUCUCUCCAACAAACCUGGGCCCAUUUGCCCCAUUGUGAUUUUGAAAAAAUUUGGAGAUAUUGUUCUGAGUUUGUGGUGUUGCGUUGUCUGAGUCGGCAGUGAAUGCGCGCGCGUUUCCUUUUUUUGUGUGCUAUUUUAUUCUAAAGCCAACGGACAGGCAGCCGGACAGACAAACUUACAAACGCAGUCUGGCUACAAUAUUGGGUCAAAAGAAAGUACUCACAUAUCCAGCAGUGCCGUUGCUCUCAUUUCAAUAGCUAGUGGGACCCUAACAUUGCAAUGCAUUCAUUUUUACGUAGCUUGGGCUGGUUUGUAUUGUUGGUCAUCGCCCUGCUGUCGCUGAUCCACCAGAAUGGGGCCGAGGCAAAGCGCACCUUUGAAGUUGACUGGGCCAACGAUAGAUUUCUCAAAGAUGGUGAACCCUUCCGCUUUAUUGCCGGUUCAUUUCAUUAUUUCCGUGCCCAUCCGGAUACUUGGCAAAGGAAAUUGAGAACAAUGCGUGCAGGUGGUUUAAAUGCUGUUACAACCUAUGUCGAAUGGUCCUUGCACAAUCCCAAGGAUGGUGUUUAUGUAUGGGAGGGCAUUGCCAAUUUGGAGCGUUUCAUUAAAUAUGCCAUUGAUGAGGAUUUGUUGGUCAUUUUGAGGCCAGGCCCCUACAUUUGUGCCGAAAGAGAUUUUGGCGGAUUUCCUUAUUGGCUGUUGACAAAAUAUCCCAACAUACAGUUGCGUACUUCGGAUAUAAAUUACCUAUUUGAGGUGCGCAUUUGGUACUCACAGCUAUUUGCCAGAAUUUCCACCUAUCUCUACGGUAAUGGUGGCCCCAUCAUUAUGGUACAGGUGGAAAAUGAAUAUGGAUCGUAUUUUGCUUGCGAUAAGAAAUAUCGUGCUUGGUUGCGCGACGAAACAUUGGGACAUGUCAAGGAUAAAGCGGUACUUUUUACCAAUGAUGGGCCGAGUGUUUUGUAUUGUGGCCAUAUUGAUGGGGUGCUGGCGACCAUGGACUUUGGAGCUACUAAUAAUCUGACAAAUUACUGGAAUAAGCUGAGACGUAUGCAACCCAAGGGACCGUUGGUCAAUGCCGAAUACUAUCCGGGAUGGUUGACUCAUUGGGGAGAGGCAAUGGCUCGGGUGAAUGCGAAUGCCAUAAAAAAUACAUUUAUUGAAAUGCUUAAUGAUGGUGCCAGCGUCAACUUCUAUAUGUAUUAUGGUGGCACUAAUUUCGGCUUUACCGCUGGUGCCAAUGAUGGUGGACCCGGACGUUAUAUGGCCGAUAUUACCUCCUAUGACUAUGAUGCUCCCAUGACAGAGGCCGGCGAUACUACCUCAAAAUAUUUUGUAUUGCGUGAAAUUAUUUCACGCUAUUUGCCUUUGCCCAAUAUUCCGGUGCCACAGCCCAUGCCAAAGAAGAAAUAUGGUAUUGUUAAACUGCAGGUGUGCUGUUCUCUACUCUCGAAGGCCGGACGCCAAGAAUUGGCCACUGGUCUUGUGCUGGCCGAUAAACCCAAAACAUUUGAGGCCCUUAAUCAAUUCUCCGGUCUAGUGUUGUAUGAAACAUUCCUGCCCUUGACGAAAAGGGAUCCUGGUGUGCUGCAAAUUCUUGGUCUCCAUGAUCGGGCUUUGGUCUAUGUUGAAAAUGAUUUUGUGGGAAUACUUUCGCGUGAAACUCCCAUUUAUGAGUUGCCUUUACCUUUGGGCACCGGCAAGAAACUGCAAAUUCUGGUGGAAAACCAGGGACGCAUAAAUUAUGGACCCACCACCGAUUUCAAGGGCAUCAUAGGUGAUGUGUUGUAUGACAAGAAAGCCCUCAACAAUUGGAACAUGACCAAAUUCCCCCUGGAAUCCUAUGAAGACAUUGAGCGUUUGAUACAAAAAGAAGGUUCAAAACUCAACGAAAUCGAUUCCUAUAAAAUGCUCAACGAUGGCCCCACCAUAUUCUAUGGUUCAUUUGAAAUCAAAGAUUUGCAUACCAGCGACACCUAUUUGGAUACCACCGGAUGGAGCAAAGGCAUUGCCUUUGUCAAUGGCGAGAAUAUGGGUCGCUAUUGGCCCAUGGUGGGACCUCAGGUCACCUUGUAUGUGCCAGCCGAAGUACUUAAGGUGGGCGUCAAUUCUAUUGUACUUAUCGAAUAUCAAAGUUCAUCUGCAACGUCAGAAGUGACAUUCACCGAUACGCCCAAUUUAGAUGGUGUGAAAAAUUGAAAUAGUUUCCAAGGGGCCAAGGGGGACAAGAAAUGGGGAAAUUGUGUUACAAGUAAUUAUUGCUUUUAUAUGAUGACUUUUUGUAUUUCUAUAAGUGUAGUUUUUUGUUUUAUCCUUUUUUUUAAAUAAUAAAAUAUACCAAUCGUUUUAUAACCAAUAAAACCAUCGGCAUUGAUUUCGUUGAAACCGCACUGAAA
This is a messenger RNA of Stomoxys calcitrans (stable fly), 2903 nucleotides long. Its product is annotated as beta-galactosidase. NCBI's taxonomy places the organism in Eukaryota, Metazoa, Arthropoda, Insecta, Diptera, Muscidae. The record is from RefSeq and is a predicted model, not a curated record. Bases 787 to 2706 code for a protein of 639 amino acids. The transcript is spliced from 6 exons. Gene Ontology annotation, biological process: carbohydrate metabolic process. Gene Ontology annotation, molecular function: beta-galactosidase activity. Gene Ontology annotation, cellular component: vacuole.